AUUUCAUGGCGGGUGUGUGUUUGACCGAAGACGACACACUCCAGCCAUUUUAUAGCUUACGCCACUGUGUGAUGUCUAGCAGCACUUGCUGUGCUACAUGAACCGCAUUCCCAGCAAGAGCAUCAGCCACAGCGACAAGGUAUUGUUCCUGCUGUCACACACCCCAGGUACUGCACACAGAAAACGAGUGGCUGCCAAGCACGUGCCAAAUCCGCCGCAGUUGUAUUUGGCUACUGGUUGUCACUUAGUUGAUCUGCACUAUACAUACAGAACAGGCAAGUCAACAGCCAGUGACAUAGUGAGGAAAGUGUGCUGUGCGAUUUGGGGCUGCCUGCGUGACAAGUGUCUGCUUCAGCCGACAGAGGAGGAGUGGAAGAAUAUUGCUGAUGGAUUCCAAAUCCGUGCAAAUUUCCCAAAUUGCAUAGGGGCAAUCGAUGCAGUGGCAGACUAAGAUUAUAGAUUCAUUUUUGUUGGCAUUGGCUCGUUUGGAAAAGAUUCAGACAGCACAAUUUUUGAAAAAUCUACCCUGUGGAAACGUCUGACCGGAAAUACAUUGUGUAUACCAGAGCCCUCUGGCUAACCAAAUGCCACUGGGAUAGUUACACCGUAUGUGUUUGUUGGUGACGAAGCAUUUGGACUCUCAGAACACGUACUACGACCAUAUGGUCGUAAAAUGUUGACACGCGAGAAGAGAAUUUUCAACUACCGUUUGUCACGGGCUCGUAGGUACGUUGAAUGUUCCUUCGGCAUAUUGUCGAACAAAUGGCGCGUGUUCCAGCGAGCCAUGAAUGUGAAAUUGGAUUUUGCUGUUGACAUAACAAAAGCAUGUUGUGUUCUGCAUAAUUAUGUGCGCGAGAGAGAUGGGCACCAAAUUGAAGACACAUUUAUUGUGAAUGGAUUUGAGACUGUAACAAACUUGGAUGAAAGAAGAAGUGUGUCAGCAAUAAGAAACAGAGUGUAAUGGCAAAUUAUUUUGUAAGUGAGGCUGGUGAAGUGCCUUGGCAGAACAGCAAACUCUGAGGUGUUACA
Messenger RNA from Schistocerca serialis cubense, 1029 nucleotides. RefSeq lists its product as uncharacterized. The transcript has 4 exons. Bases 98 to 451 code for a protein of 117 amino acids. NCBI's taxonomy places the organism in Eukaryota, Metazoa, Arthropoda, Insecta, Orthoptera, Acrididae. The record is from RefSeq and is a predicted model, not a curated record.